Molecule: messenger RNA, 2925 nt
Organism: Ciona intestinalis (vase tunicate)
Lineage: Eukaryota; Metazoa; Chordata; Ascidiacea; Phlebobranchia; Cionidae
Source: RefSeq, a predicted model, not a curated record
GCCUUAGUUGUAGUUUCGAUUGUUAUUAACAUGGGAGUAACUGGAUUAUGGAAACUUUUAGAAGGAAAUGGAAGACAAGUUGAACUUCAUACAUUGGAGGGAAAGAUUUUAGCUGUAGAUAUCAGCAUAUGGCUGAACAUGGCAAUCAAGGGAAUGAGAGGUCAAUCUGCCAACAAUGCUCAUUUAAUAACGUUAUUUCACAGAAUCUGUAAGUUGCUUUACUUUGGCAUUAAACCUGUCUUUGUAUUUGAUGGUGGUGCCCCUGCAUUGAAGCAACGCACAUUAAAAGAACGUAGACAGAAGAAAGAUAUGAACAUUAGACAAAGUAAAAAUGCUUCAGAGAAGGUUCUUCAAAAUUACUUAAAGCGCCAAGUCUUGCAACUUGCUAUUAAAUCCAAAGAUGGGGAAAAAGUAUCUUCUAGUUCUGAUAGAGCAACAGAUUCAAACAAUGAAACUGCGAUAGAUACAUCCGAACUACUUCCACCAAAAGGAAAAUAUUUAAAGCCAGAUGAAGAUAUUUUUCAUCUUCCUCCAAUGAAGGAAGGGUUAGAGAUGGAGGAAUCAGAUGAGGAGAGAGAGGAACAAUGGAAGCAAAGAUCACAAACACGAGAUGUUGUGUAUGGGUCAGCCAUGCAGGGUGACUUCCAUGAAAUGAUGCAGAUUGAUGUAAACUCGGAUGACUUUCAAUCCAUGCCAUCAGACAUCAAACAUGAGCUUCUCAUGGACAUCCAGGAGAUUAGGAAGAGAAGACGAACACAGCUGGAGGCGAUGCCAGAUAAAUCAGAUUCCUUUUCGAACUAUCAGCUCAGUGGGCUUCUGGCAAAACGAAAACUGACCACUCAGAUUCGUGGAAUUGAAAAUCAAAUGAAGCGUGAACAUACAUCGGCGAACACACAUGGCUAUCAAGGAGAUGUGGAGAUAAGUCAGAUCAGUUCGGACAACAAGAUGCACUAUGUUCUACUAAGAGGCCUUAAAAAGCGAAAGGCAGAAGUGGAAAAAGAGGAAAAGUAUGAAGAAAUGAAUUCUUUGAAAAGUAACUUGGAAUUUAAAUCCGAUAGUUUACCUUCAUUCAGUGAAGAAAUAGAUAUUGUUAAAUCAAACACAGAAAGUACAGUAUCUGUGCGUGAUGACUCAGUAAAAACUAUAAAUAUCAGCAGUGAUGAUUCAGCAGAUUUGCUUUCUUCAAAUGUUGAGUUGGUGGAAAAUAAAAUAUCUAAGAAAACUGAAAAUAAAAUAUCUGAGCAAAAUGAUCGCAUAGUCGAAUCCAGUGUGUCACCAAAGAAACCAAAGGUAGAGAAUUCCUUGGUGUCACCAACUCAGUCAUUAAUGUUACCAAUAGAGACCACCACUAAGGAAAUAUUGAACAGUUCAAGUGAAUUUGGGAAAGACAACAUAAUUAAAGAAGAGGCCACGAAUAAUACUGUCAUAACACAACAGGAACCUACAUUAGAAGUGGAAAAAUUAGAAAAACCUGAAAUUGUUCAACCUUCUGCAGUUACAAAUAUAAAUCAGUUUGUCAAAUCUUUAACUGCUGCAUCUGCGGAAAAAGUGGUCGGUCAAGAAGUUAUCUGUGAAAAUGAGAUUGCUCCUGCUGCUAAAGUGGAUGUUAGUAAAGAAGAGCUGCUGAAGAAAAAUGAAGAUUUAGAUGAAAGUGAUGAUGAUUUUGUGGAAGUGGUCGAUAGACAAGGAGUAGUAUUGGAAGAUGAAGAGCAGAGUGUGGAGGCGACUCCUAUUACACAACAAAGUUUAGAAGAGUUGCCUCCUGCUGCUAAUCCUUGGGUUGGAAUGCAAAAAGAAGAUAUUAAUGAACUUGAAGAGAAAUUGGAUGCAGAAGAUGCUGCUCUUCUUGAGAGGAUCAAAUCUGCAUCACGAGCAGCAAGAGAAGUAUCAGAUGUUGCAACAAUGGAAUGUCAGGAGUUGCUUCGAUUGUUUGGAAUUCCGUUUGUCCUCAGUCCACAAGAAGCUGAAGCCCAGUGUGCGUUUCUUGACAUGAAUGAUUUAACUAUGGGCACGAUUACUGAGGAUUCAGAUGUUUGGUUGUUUGGUGGAAAGAACGUCUACAAAGAUAUGUUUGAUCGAAAACGUGAUCCAACAUGUUACUCGCUGCUUGAUAUACAAGCAGAGCUUGGUCUUUUACGAAGUCACUUUAUUAACAUUGCUUUGUGUAGUGGAAGUGACUACACAGAAGGACUUGAAGGAGUAGGUCCAGUUAGAGCGUUGGAAAUCAUGAAGGAAUUUCCUGGAGAAGGAAUGGAAAGUUUGGUUAAAUUUAAGCAAUGGUGGGAUGAUGCACAUGCACAGGUGAAACCACCAACUAGUGAAGCGAAAAUCAAAACAGAACUUCGUCGGCUGAAUGUUCCACAAAACUUCCCGUCAAAGUUGGUUGUUGAAGCUUACCUGAAACCCCGUGUUAAUGAGUCAAAGGAUAAGUUUGUGUGGGGAAUGCCGGACCUCAGUGGUAUCCGUGAUUAUCUUACCGAGAGACUACACUGGACAAGGAAUAAAAUUGAUGAAGAGUUGCUGCCAGUUUUAAAAAAGUCUGCAGAGAGGGCAACACGGAAACAAACUUAUAUAACAAGUUUUGCAAUGAAAACGAAUCCUUUGCCGAGAAAGCAAACAAAAAAAAGUAAACGAGUGAUGCGAGCCCUCACACCUCUUGUAAAGUUUGAGGAAGAGGAGGAGAGCAAACCUCCCAAGAGAGGAAGAAAGAAGAAAAUUGAUGCAAAACCGGAACCAAAGACCAAUUCUAAAGUGAAUAAUAGGAAACGUAUCAGCAGAAAAAAAACCAAACCCAUCAGCCCCGAACCAGUUGUUGACUUGAGAUUGUCGGAAUCUUCAUCUGACAUCAUCAUAAAUAACGACAUAUUAUUACUGUGAUUUUUUUUAUUAAUGAGCACUUUGACGAAAUACAACUUUCCACUUGCA